Messenger RNA from Caenorhabditis elegans, 2859 nucleotides. It is a transcript of the gene anoh-2, whose product is annotated as Anoctamin. Gene Ontology annotation, cellular component: membrane. The transcript is spliced from 12 exons. The record is from RefSeq and is marked reviewed. The coding region runs from base 180 to 2693 and encodes 837 amino acids. Lineage: Eukaryota; Metazoa; Nematoda; Chromadorea; Rhabditida; Rhabditidae.
AAAACCAGAAAAUGCUUCACCGGCAGAGAUCAAUUUCAUUUUCCGGCGGUGCUGCACCUGUAUUCGAUGUCUGCUUUGAUGAUGACGUGGCACAGAAUCGAAAUUUCUUGGCACCGUGCCAAUUGUAUUGGAAUGAGCCCGAAGAGCCGGUGGUGGAGCAGGAUGAGCACACAGGUGUCAUGGCAACACUUCACAACAAAUUUGGAGCAAUUAUUCAAGAUGGAAUAGUCGAGGGACAGCGGUUUGCACUGAGUUCGGAUUUAUGGAGGUAUGCAUCCACAUCAACCCACUGUGAUCUUCUCAUCACAAUGCAAUUUUCGAAUGAUGACGUGGAAAACAAGACGUCCGUAAUGUGGUUGGUACAACAAAUGAGAGAACACGAACCAAAUCUACGGAUUGAAGUACGAUACCAUCGAUUGAAUAGUUGUUAUGCUAUUUAUUUGACGGCCGACUAUAAAACACUACUAAAAGGCGCCGAGUUAUGUCACAUCAAGAAAGCCAUAAAAUCAAAGUUUGGCGGCGGAAUGCGAGAUUUUUCAUUUGAAGAAGCGCAAUUCUUUUCUGGAGUUGAAGGAAAAAAUACAUUUUUAUCGCCUAUGGAACGGACAAUAAUUGUAAAACAAAUGAUGGAUAUGAUGAGAGCUGGAAAAGGAGGAUUAUCACUUAAACUUCCAAGAAGAACUAUUACAUUUACGGAGGGAACUGCAAUUGUUCCACGGCUAAUUUCGAUGAAUGUCGUGCAGAAUGUAUCGGCACUGCAUAAUACCGAGUUUUUGAAACAUUUACAACAAAAAUGGGUUUUUUCGAUUGAUGAGCAACCGAUUGAUCAGGUAAAAGACUAUUUUGGAACGGAGAUAGCAAUGUACUUUGCCUGGUUGGGACAUAUGACAACGGCGCUCUGGUUUCCAUCACUUUUGGGCAUUCUCAUGUGGUUUUUGGGUGGCUUCAAGUACAAAAAUAGUCCUGGGGACAAACAGGAUUUGUAUCAGCUAAUCUCUGACAUUUGCUUCGUGCUAUUUGCAUUUUUCAAUUGUAUCUGGUCGACAAUAUAUCUUGAAUGGUGGAAAAGAGUUCAAGCUGAAUUGGCAUUUAAAUGGGGUACAUAUGAUGCAACUCAAGAUUCCUAUCUACAAGACCCUCGACCAGCAUUUCAAGGAGAUUAUUUGGCUCCGAAUCCGGUUUCUGGGAGGUUGGAACCAUUUUAUCCAGCUUGGAAGCACACUGUGAUGAGAUAUGUGAUAACCUACCCUAUCACAUUUCUCUGCGUUGUUGGAAUGUUCGCUGCUAUGCUUGCAAUUUUUACGGUUCAAGAUUUAGCGGAUUUUUAUUUCGGUGAUUCAUGGAUGCUGUCCUGGCUCUGCUAUUUUCCAAUGAUAUUUUAUGCACUGAUGAUUGUUAUCAGUGAUAAAAUCUAUAGACGAUUAGCAUUGAUUUUGAAUGAUUUAGAAAACUACAGAACAGAUGAUGAAUAUGAAGAUUUUCUGAUCACUAAAAUUGUGCUUUUCCAAUUUGUCACCGCAUUUGGCUCACUUUUCUAUAUUGCAUUUGUAUUGAGGGAUAUGAAACGAUUACAGGAGACACUCGCCACACUUCUCAUCACCCGUCAAGUCACCCAAAAUAUUAUGGAAACAGUUGUGCCGUUUAUGAUAGAAAAGCUGAAAUUGAGCAGUUUAACGUAUAAAAUGACACGUAGCAUGAGUGAUGGAACAUUGAGAAGACACGUUGAAAAUGUGAGAAAUAAAAGACAAAAUUCUGUAGAGCAGGAAGAAGAGGAAAAGAGCCCAAGAACUCCUACAACAUCGUUUUUCACGCUGGGAUCUCCCACUACACCUGAAACAGAAGUACGUCAGAGAAAACCAAAUAGUGAUGGAACUCUGGCAACUGGAGAUUUUAAACAAUUAAGAACACUUUCUUCAAUAUUUCGAGAGGAUUUUUCAUUGAAAACAGAGCGCCUACCUCUUCCAGAAUUCAAACCAUGUACGGAUUCAAAUCCAGAACUAACUCAAGCUGAAUUGGAAAGUGUUAUGAGUGUGUAUGCAAGACCUUUGGAUGAUUUUUUGGAAAUGUUUAUACAAUUUGGAUAUGUUCUUCUAUUCUCUCCAGCUUUUCCAUUAGCAGCUGUUUGUGCUUUAAUCAAUAAUUUGAUUGAAAUUCGAGUUGAUGCAUUUAAGCUUUGUAAUACUGUACAACGGCCAUUUGGAAGGAGGGUUAAGGAUAUUGGAGCAUGGCAGAAGGCUAUGGAGAUUCUCGGAAUCCUCGGUGUCAUUGUGAAUUGUGCUUUAAUCGGGCAAUCUGGUUUAGUUCAACGAAUAUGGCCAGAUCUUUCAUGGGGUGGACAAAUCCUUAUUAUUGUGGUCUUGGAGCAUGUGAUCCUGGCGUCGAAAAUGAUAAUUGACAUAUUGGUGCCAGAUGUUCCACAUUGGGUUCGUAUUGAGACUGCGAAGCAGGAACAUUUUAGAAGAGAGGCUUUUAAGCGAGAAUCCCGUCUCCUCUCCUUUACACAAACUCCGCCUACUGACCAAAUAGGCCAACAAUCCCAAAAUGAGCCAAUUAGUCCGUCGGAGAGCACUUCAAGAUUUAAUCGAUUAGAUCAAAUUAAUCGAUCGAAACGAAGAAGUAUCACACCAAUGGUUCGGUUAUCCAGUUUCACAAGAAAACCAAGAAAAGAAGCACAAGAUAAUUGUAUUGAUUGAUGGAUUUUUCUAGUCUUUUUCAUGUACAACGGGAUACAACUUCUCAUUUUUUGUCUAUAAAUAAGUACCACUUUUAUUGUAAUUCAAUUUGUUCAGUUGAAAUGUUUCUGGGAGUUGUGAAAAUUAUUGAAGUACAAUAAAAUAAUUUCAAAUUAAAAAAAAUUAA